AUGGCGGAUCCAACUACAGGCGCCAGUGCUAGCUCUGAGCCAAAGCUUGAGCCAAAGUUGACGGAAAUGGCUACGCAUCCUAUCGGUACCGGAGAGGGGACUGAGAAGAAGGAGACGGAGGAUCCGAAGAAGGAGGGUGAGGAUACUACUACUGUUACUGAGAAGGCCACUGGUGCUGCUUCAACCGCCGCUGCGACUGUUACCUCUGCUGCUGUUGGCGUGAAGGACAAUGUUUUCGCAAUGUUCGGUGGUGGUGCUAAGAAGGAGAAGACUGAGGAUGAGGACCGUGGUGAUAACUCUGGAUCUGCUAAGGCUCAGAAGGAGGCUGCUGCGGCAGAAAACCCAGAGGAUGAGGCACCAGAGUCGGAAGAUGUUCACUUCGAGCCAGUCAUUAGACUUACCGAGAAAGUCGACGUCAAGACCAAUGAGGAACUCGAGGAGCAGAUGUUCAAGAUGCGCGCCAAAUUGUUCAAGUUCGAUAAUAGCAACAAGGAGUGGAAAGAGCGUGGAACUGGUGAUGUCAGACUCCUAAAGCACAAGGAGAACCAGAAGACCAGAUUGGUUAUGCGAAGAGACAAGACUUUGAAAGUCUGCGCGAACCACUACAUUGUUCCGGAAAUGAAGCUAUCUCCUAACGUCGGAUCGGACCGCAGCUGGGUUUGGACAGCGGCCGCAGAUGUCAGCGAGGGAGAGCCAGAGGCACAAACUCUUGCUAUUCGAUUUGCCAACUCUGAGAACGCCAACCUAUUCAAGGAGGCAUUUAUCAAGGCCCAACAAGACAACGAGGCUCUUUUCGCCAAGUCCUAA
Molecule: messenger RNA, 807 nt
Organism: Glarea lozoyensis ATCC 20868
Lineage: Eukaryota; Fungi; Ascomycota; Leotiomycetes; Helotiales; Helotiaceae
Product: PH
Exons: 5
Coding region: 1-807 (268 amino acids)
Biological process (GO): nucleocytoplasmic transport
Cellular component (GO): cytoplasm; nuclear pore
Molecular function (GO): GTPase activator activity
Source: RefSeq, a predicted model, not a curated record